Messenger RNA from Gorilla gorilla gorilla (western lowland gorilla), 738 nucleotides. Its product is annotated as T-box transcription factor TBX20-like. Gene Ontology annotation, cellular component: chromatin; nucleus. Lineage: Eukaryota; Metazoa; Chordata; Mammalia; Primates; Hominidae. Bases 1 to 738 code for a protein of 245 amino acids. The record is from RefSeq and is a predicted model, not a curated record. Gene Ontology annotation, molecular function: DNA-binding transcription factor activity, RNA polymerase II-specific; RNA polymerase II cis-regulatory region sequence-specific DNA binding. The transcript is spliced from 5 exons. Gene Ontology annotation, biological process: cell fate specification; positive regulation of DNA-templated transcription; regulation of transcription by RNA polymerase II.
AUGCCAGAUGAUGCAGCAGUUUGGAAAGUAAAGGUCAUUGUCAAAAUGAUAAUUUUGAACUCAAUGCAUAAGUUCCAGCCAAGGGUGCACAUCAUUAAGAAGAAAGAUCACACAGCCUUAUUGCUCAACCUGAAGUCUGAAGAAUUUAGAACUUUCAUCUUUCCAGAAACAGUUUUUACGGCAGUCACUGCCUACCAGAAUCAACUGAUAACGAAGCUGAAAAUAGAUAGCAAUCCUUUUGCCAAAGGAUUCUGGGAUUCCUCCGGGCUCACUGACCUUGAGAGGGAAAGUGUGGAGAUCCUGAUUCAAAAGCAUUCCUAUGCACCUUCACCCAUCCGUACCUAUGAAGGAGAAGAAGAUGUCUUGGGGGAUGAGAGUCAGACAACCCCAAAUCGAGGGUCAGCCUUUACAACAUCUGAUAAUUUGUCUCUCAGCUCCUGGGUAUCAUCUUCUUCCAGUUUUCCUGGGUUUCGGCACCCACAGUCCCUGACUGCUCUUGGCACCAGCACAGCAUCCAUAGCAACACCCAUUCCUCACCCCAUCCAGGGUUCUCUGCCGCCAUGUAGCCGACUGGGAAUGCCUUUGACCCCAUCGGCCAUUGCCAGCUCCAUGCAAGGGAGUGGCCCCACAUUCCCUUCAUUCCACAUGCCGCGAUACCAUCACUAUUUUCAGCAGGGGCCCUAUGCUGCCAUUCAAGGACUACGCCAUUCCUCUGCUGUGAUGACGCCAUUUGUAUGA